Messenger RNA from Alosa alosa (allis shad), 3696 nucleotides. RefSeq names its product dual specificity tyrosine-phosphorylation-regulated kinase 1A-like. Gene Ontology annotation, cellular component: nucleus. Gene Ontology annotation, biological process: positive regulation of DNA-templated transcription; peptidyl-threonine phosphorylation; protein autophosphorylation. Gene Ontology annotation, molecular function: transcription coactivator activity; protein serine/threonine/tyrosine kinase activity; protein serine/threonine kinase activity. The record is from RefSeq and is a predicted model, not a curated record. NCBI's taxonomy places the organism in Eukaryota, Metazoa, Chordata, Actinopteri, Clupeiformes, Clupeidae.
GUUGUCAUGGUAACAGUCCAGGUUGUCGCCAUUUUGUCAGUAGCGUUUUUUUUUUACCUUUUCAAAUGUUUUCCCUUCCCGCCGGAAUAAUGCAGUCAUCUUUUAUACCAGUGACAAUUGUCUUGAAAGCAAUGCGUCGACUGGAUCGGAUUGAGAAAAUUAAGAGUCGAACGAUAUAGCACAGUUGUUCUAUCUUUAGGCGGCGCCGAACUAACAUAGUUGUCCGUGUCUCGGGUCUACCGGGCCGGUUCGCUGCGCAGGUUUGGAACGCGCGCCAUUUUGUGAAAAUUGACAUAAAAUCUUGUCCAAACUAAGGCUUUUAUCUGACGGUAGUGUCAUCAUUUCUAAUGUUUUUUGGAUAGUGUGCGUCGCCGAUUACACUUAAUGACGAGUAGGAGUAUUGUCUGGAUUUAAUUUUCUGUAAAACGAACAACCCGAAUGUGUUUUACGAACGGUAUAAUAGACAGCUGGCUAGCUUGCUAGCUAGCAAGCUAGUUAGCCACGUUUGUUAGCUAAAGUCACCGAGCAAACUAGCAGGCUAGCUGAACUGGCUGGCUAGCUUGCAUUCGGGUGAUGGUAGCUACAGUUUAGAAGUUGGACCACUAACUAAGGAUGACUGUCGCAGGGGCGAUUUCGAUAUUUGCAGAUUUAGCCUGGCAGGCCAUUUUUUAGUUGAUAUUAGUGUAAGGAGAAAGUAUUAUCUCUUAAUACCUAGCUAGCUAGCAGGUUCGAAAUUUUGGGUGUCUCAUUGGAAGUAACGAUAGAGAAGCUGGAUAAGUUCCUUCACCAUAUUGGUUCUGGCACUUUAAAUGAAGAUCGUACCAUCAAAGGAGGAGAGACCUCAGCAUGCAAAACUUCAUCUGUCCGGCUGGCACCCUCUUUUUCUUUCCAUGCUGCUGGUCUUCAGAUGGCUGCUCCCAUGCCUCAUUCCCACCAGCAGUACAGUGACCGCCUCCCGCAGAGCACAGAGCCGCCUGUCACUGUACUGCCUUACAGUGACCAGACACAGCCACACACUGCCAGCCAGAGGCACAUGCCCCAGUGUUUCCGUGACCCAACUUUGGCCCCUUUGAGGAAGCUCUCUAUUGACCUGAUCAAAACCUACAAACACAUCAAUGAAGUCUAUUAUGCAAAAAAGAAGCGCCGGCACCAACAGGGUCAGGGGGAGGACUCCAGCCACAAGAAGGAGAGGAAGGUCUUUAACGAUGGCUACGACGACGACAACUAUGACUACAUCGUCAAGAAUGGGGAGAAAUGGAUGGACCGCUAUGAAAUUGACUCCUUGAUUGGGAAAGGGUCCUUUGGUCAGGUCGUAAAAGCUUAUGACCGCCACGAACAGGAAUGGGUAGCGAUUAAGAUCAUCAAGAACAAAAAGGCCUUUCUAAAUCAAGCCCAGAUCGAGGUGCGGCUUCUGGAGCUGAUGAACAAGCACGACACAGAGAUGAAGUACUACAUAGUUCACCUUAAGCGUCAUUUCAUGUUCCGGAAUCACCUUUGCCUGGUGUUUGAGAUGCUGUCGUACAACCUGUACGACCUGCUGCGCAACACCAACUUCCGUGUGUCGCUGAACCUGACGCGGAAGUUCGCUCAGCAGCUGUGCACGGCGCUGCUCUUCCUGGCCACGCCUGAGCUCAGCAUCAUCCACUGUGACCUCAAGCCCGAGAACAUCCUGCUGUGCAACCCCAAGCGCAGCGCCAUCAAGAUCGUCGACUUCGGCAGUUCCUGUCAGCUCGGGCAAAGGAUCUACCAGUACAUCCAGAGCCGCUUCUACCGCUCCCCUGAGGUGCUGCUGGGCAUGCCGUACGACCUGGCCAUCGACAUGUGGUCCCUGGGCUGCAUCCUGGUGGAGAUGCACACCGGCGAGCCUCUCUUCAGCGGAGCCAAUGAGGUGGACCAAAUGAAUAAAAUAGUGGAAGUUCUUGGUAUUCCACCCAAUCACAUUAUGGACCUAGCACCAAAAGCCCGGAAGUUCUUUGAGAAGUUAUCGGAUGGGACAUGGAGCGUAAAGAAGACCAAAGAUGGCAAACGGUAUAAGCCCCCAGCGUCGCGGAAGCUGCACACCAUCCUGGGGGUGGAGGCGGGGGGCCCAGGAGGGCGUAGGGCGGGGGAGUCGGGCCACGCCGUAGCGGACUACUUGAAGUUCAAGGACCUCAUCCUCAGAAUGCUGGACUACGACCCCAAGACCCGCAUCCAGCCCUACUACGCCCUGCAGCACAGCUUCUUCAAGAAGACCGCGGACGAGGGCACCAACACGAGCAGCAGCGUGUCCACCAGCCCCGCGCUCGAGCAGUCCCAGUCCUCAGGCACCACCUCCAGCACCUCCUCCAGUUCAGGAGGAUCGUCUGGAACGAGCACGAGUGGCAGAGCGCGCUCUGACCCCACCCACCACCACAGACACAGCGGGGGGCACUUUGGCACCACCAUGCCAGCCAUAGACUGUGACAACCUGUGCCCACAGGCGAGACCGCCGUACCACGCCCCUGUAGUGUGGCCAGGCAGCGUUGGACCAGAACCAGUCACUGUAGAAACCCACCCAGUCCAGGAGACCACCUUUCACGUGCCUCCCCAGCACCCGAAGGCGCUGCAUCCGCACCACCAUCCGCACCACCACCACCACCACCACCACCACGGACAGGUGUUGGCCACGAGGCCUCGCCCGCGCCUCUACAACUCCCCUACCAACAGCGCCUCCACGCAGGAUUCCAUGGAGGUGGUGCACGGCCACCUGUCCAUGACCUCGCUGUCUUCCUCCGCCUCCUCGUCCUCCACUUCCUCCUCUUCCACUGGGAACCACGGCAACCACGCCUACCAGCUGCGCCAGGUGCCCGCCGGCGCCUUGGACUUUGGCCAGAAUGGAAGCAUGGGCAUGGGGCUGGGCGCCUUCUCCAACCCCCGCCAAGAGACUGGCAUGGCGGGGCACCCCACGUACCCGCUGGGGGCGGGCGCGGCUGCCGGCCCUGCCCACUACAUGAGCGAGGGCCUGGCCAUGCGGCAGGGCCUGGAUCGGGAGGAGUCGCCCAUGACUGGAGUUUGUGUUCAGCAGAGCUCCAUGGCCAGUUCGUGACUAAACUCAAACUAAUGGGGUUUGUUUUUUCUCUGUGUGAUUUUUAAAAGGUGGUGUUUUUUUUUUUUUUUUUUUUUUUUUUUUUCCUCCUCUUCUUUUUUUUUUUUUUUUUUCCUUUUUAAAAAAAAAAGGUGCAUAGAGAUCAAAAGCUGCUCAUAUCAGGAGGGAGAUAUCACUGAACCGCUACAACAGAAGAGUCUAUUUAAGAGAAAAAAGAAAAUACAAAAAAAGUAUAUAUGUAAUUCCAUGAUUUUCCUUUUUAAAUAGGCACAUUAGUAAUACUGCAAAAUAACCAUAGUGAAAUUGAAACCAUCUACCCGUUCAUAUGCUGCACAUAGUACUUAUUUGCCAUCUGUUCUGUGGAAAAUAGGGUCUGUAUUAACGCUGAGCAUUUGAGAGUGGAGAGCUGUUUUUUACAGGUAGCUAUAUGUAAAGAAAUGCAAAAACAUUCAAGUUUUUUCUUUCUGAACAGUGAAAACAUUUGACCUUUUUUCCGUUCCACUGGUUGUUUAAUUUAUUUACCCUUUAAGUGAAACUUCACAAACGAACUAUGUGUCACCUGUAGCGUGUGCAGGAGCAGUCCUUGCAGUGAUAUUUCGUGUUGUUGGUCUUGUGUAACUCUUUUGACAAGG